This is a messenger RNA of Fusarium tjaetaba, 1548 nucleotides long. Its product is annotated as peptidyl-prolyl cis-trans isomerase-like 4. Bases 1 to 1548 code for a protein of 515 amino acids. Lineage: Eukaryota; Fungi; Ascomycota; Sordariomycetes; Hypocreales; Nectriaceae. Gene Ontology annotation, cellular component: nucleus. The transcript is spliced from 5 exons. The record is from RefSeq and is a predicted model, not a curated record. Gene Ontology annotation, biological process: protein peptidyl-prolyl isomerization. Gene Ontology annotation, molecular function: peptidyl-prolyl cis-trans isomerase activity; RNA binding.
AUGGCUCCUUCUCGAAAGCUUCGCGACAAGGAGAUACCAUCAAUUAUCAUGUCAGUUCUUUUGGAGACCAGUGAAGGCGACAUUGUCAUCGAUCUUCUGGUCGACCAUGCACCCAAACUUUGCGAAAACUUUCUAAAGCUCUGCAAGGUCAAAUACUAUAACUUCUCACCUGUCCAUUCUGUCCAGAAGAACUUCUCUUUCCAAACUGGCGAUCCUCUCGGCCCUCUUUCCAAAGAAUCCGAUGGCGGCUCUUCAAUAUGGGGUCACCUAUCCGGCGACCCGGCGAAACGAACAUUCCCAGCCUUCUUCCACCCAAAGUUGAAACAUUUGGAGCGAGGAACAGUCAGCAUGGCUACGGCGCCCCUUCAGUCCGAUCCUGAUACACGUGUGGCUGGAUCUCAGUUCAUUGUCACAUUAGGCGAAGACACGGACUAUUUGGAUGGAAGGGCAGCGGUCUUUGGAAAGGUCGUCGAAGGCUUCGAAGUGCUGGACAAGAUCAAUGAGGCGAUUGUGGACGAGAAGGGCUACCCACUUAUUGACAUUCGAAUCAAGCAUACGGUUAUUCUGGACGAUCCCUACCCUGACCCGCCUGGCUUGAGGGAGCCGAGCUCGAGUCCCCCUCCGACCGCCCAGCAGUUGAAGACUGUUCGAAUCGAAGAUGAGGCAGCAUUACACGCAGAUGACGGUGUCGAUGAGGAAGAGCUGGAAAGGAGGCGUCGCAAUCGCGAGGCACAGGCGCAAGCUCUCACUCUGGAAAUGAUGGGAGAUUUGCCAUUUGCAGAGGUGAAACCUCCCGAGAACGUUUUAUUCGUCUGCAAACUGAACCCCGUGACUGGCGACGAAGAUCUGGAGCUCAUCUUUGGCCGUUUCGGCAAGAUUUUGAGUUGCGAAGUUAUUAGAGACCAAAAGACUGGCGACAGUUUACAAUAUGCAUUCAUCGAAUUCGAAGACAAGGCGUCAUGCGAGGCAGCCUAUUUUAAGAUGCAGGACGUUCUCAUCGACGAUCGCCGCAUUCAUGUGGACUUCUCUCAGAGUGUCAGCAAACUAAGCGAUGUGUGGCGAAAGGAUACCAAUACCAAGCGAAGGGCGACUGCUCAUCGAGGUGGAUGGGGAGGUGUCGAUGAGCUCGAAAAGCGCCGACAAUACCGGGAUGAGGGAGAAAAGAUUACGGGUGGUAAUUAUAGAAUGGUUCACGGCGAAGAGGACAUGAAAGACCCCAUGAUAAUGAAGGGCCAUCACGUCGACGAAGCCGGAGUCGGAGUCCACGGCCAAGAGAUCGAAGCCGGGAUCGAUAUCGCAAACCACGAGAUGACCGUCAAGGCGACCGGCGCGAUAGAGAUCAUGAUAGAAACCGAUAUCGGGACCGUGGCCAUGACCGUCGAGACCGAGACAGAGAACCUCGUUGAAUUCAAUGCUUUACUUCGUGAUAUGCAAACACCAACUUCCUCUCAUCUCACAUACGGUCCUUCACCGGAGCAUCCGCCCCAAGCAACGGAAGACAAUGUGGACUACUCAGUUGAGCACGCACUGAACACUGUCUACGCAUGA